Closterium sp. Naga37s-1 is the source of this 1192-nucleotide messenger RNA. The record is from the annotation of a GenBank genome assembly. Lineage: Eukaryota; Viridiplantae; Streptophyta; Zygnematophyceae; Desmidiales; Closteriaceae.
GCUGAUGGACAACUACAAGGACAUGAAGGACGCUCUGGGGGACGCUGCUGUGCUGGAGUACCUCAAGACAGCCACUGGGAAGGACUCGAAGGACGCUCUGGGGGACGCUGCUGUGCUGGAGUACCUGAGGAGUGCCACUGGCAAGGCACGAGCAGGAGAGGAUAUGGAGUGUGAUAGUGAGGUGGAGGAGGUUGAAGAGGAUGACGAGGUCGAGGAGGUGCAGGAGGACAUUUCUGGGAAAGAGGAGGAAGAGGAGGAAGGAGGGAUGAGUGUGAGGAGUAGUAGCCGUAGUGGUGGUGGGAGGAGCAGUGUGGGUAGUAGGGGGAAGGAGGAGAGGGGGAGGGGAGAGAGUCCAACCAACUGCGCGAGGAAGAGCAGAAGCAGCAUGAAAGGUGGGAGGGCUGGGGGAGGUGGAGGUGGCCGGAGGAGGAAGCUGGUUGCAUGGAGUAGCAGUGAGGAGGAGAGUGGGGAAGAGAGUGUGGAGGGGAGUGGACACGAGAGUGAGGAGGAGGUGGUGGUGCAGAAAAGUGGGGGCCGAGGGGGGCGGGGAAGUAAUCAGAGGAGGGCAAGUGCCACAAAGGAAGCAGAGGAAUCAGAGGAAGGAGAGGGAGCAGAGGUAGAGGAGGAGGCAGAGGAGGUAGAGGAGGAGAGUGAGGGUGUUGAGGAAGAAAGUGACGGUGACGAGGAGGGGAGUGAGGGAAGAGAGGAGGGGGUUGAGGUGGAUGAAAUGGAUGUUGAGGAGGUUGGUGAGGAGGAAGGAGUCGAGGAGAGUGAGGAGGAAGGGUAUGAGGAGGACGAGGAAGAGGAAGAGGGGAAGGAGGAUGACGAGGGAGAUGUUGUGGCAGACAAGGGCCAGGCGUUUAAGGUUGAAUUGAGGCCUGUUGGGGAGAGGAAGCUUCCUGGCAGGCAGGGAGGCAGUGAGGGGAGGAAUGGCGGGAUCGAGAACGUUGUCUUGAGGCCAGUGGGCGAGAGGAAGGGCAGGGGGAGGGGCCAGAGGAGAGCGGUUAUCGAGAGUGACAGUGAUGGGAGUGAUAGUGAUGGAGGGGGUGUGGCUGAAGGGGGCGGGACGGCCAUGAGACGGUUGAAGAACAGGCGGGCUGCAUUGCUUGGGAGUGAGAGUGAGAGUGAAGGGGAGAUGGACAGGUGUGGGAGGAAAUCGCUUGGAAGGAAGAAGCCUGCCUCUCCCAGGUAA